Molecule: messenger RNA, 1422 nt
Organism: Sparassis crispa
Lineage: Eukaryota; Fungi; Basidiomycota; Agaricomycetes; Polyporales; Sparassidaceae
Exons: 7
Coding region: 1-1422 (473 amino acids)
Biological process (GO): regulation of DNA-templated transcription; chromatin remodeling
Cellular component (GO): nucleus
Molecular function (GO): ATP-dependent H2AZ histone chaperone activity
Source: RefSeq, a predicted model, not a curated record
AUGGCAGAGGAUUCAUUAGUGAUGCGACGGUCGAAGCGGAGCAAUGCGGGAAAUAGGAUGGAAGCUGUUUUAGCUGAUUUUCGCGCCGAAAGCAAUGGUAUGGACGUUGAUGAAGAUGUUGAUUUCGUAGUCGAGAAAGACGAAGAAGAUGCCUUCGAGUCGGAUUUUGAGAGUACCGAUGAAGAGGCGCAGAGUCUCGCGGACGAUCUCGCGGAAAAUGUUGUUAGAGAGGAGGAGAGGGCUGUUCGGAAGGCGUCCCGCUCCAAGCUCGAUAGAGUAACUGCUGCUGCUCAUGCAAAACAGAAGGAUACAUUCCAUCCUCUCCUGGCUCAAGCGUCAACUUCGCGCACAGCGGUCUCAGCAGCGGAAAAGCUCAAGAGGCGUGUAUCCCUGGGCGUAGCGAUUGAUGCUGAGACGGGGGAAGUUGUUAAAAGCGCGAAGCGGAAGAGCGGGAGAAUUCAUACUAUGCUCAACACCUCUGCAACGGUCAGUCGCAUGAGAGAUGCUGAAGAGAAGAAGUCGUUUAUCCAGAAGAAAGUCAAAGCGAAAAUUCGUGCUCCCACUCAAGACGAGCUCAUUGCUCGAGCAUUAGAUAUGGAAGAAGGAAACAUCAUUGAGCACCGUGAUUAUCUCUCCAUCGAGGAGGAGAAGCGCAAACGUGCUCGGCUUGUCCGCACCGCUGUCCAGGGACCACUCCUCCGAGUUAUCAGCAAGGUGGAAGAGGUGAAGGUAAAAGUCGAACCUGUCCCGUAUUCUGCCGCUCCAUACCAUUACACGUAUUCUCCAACACCUUACUCUAGUACCGCCCAGUCUCCGUCAGCGCAGUCCUUACCAUCUCCAUCCUACUUCCACCCUUCUGCUACUGUCUACCAUCCACCCCAACCUGCAUCUACCCAGUCAUCAUCUAUUCCCGCAGCAGGCGUUUUACCUCUUCGGCCAUUUCAACAUGGUUAUGUCCCGCCGAACCCAACCGUGCAAGGAGUGGAGCCUGUCGAACGAACAGAGAAGGUUUCAAGGAACUAUGUCGUCCAUGAAUUGGUCCAAACGGAGGAUGAACCUAGACCAUCAUGGCUCAGCACGAUGAAGGCCAUGUUUGGUGAUCAUGUCAAUUGGGAUGAGCUGCGAGUCUAUACAGCAAAAGGCCGGCCAUUUGCCCGCCCCACGCAGAUAUGUCCUAUGUCAGGAAGAAUUGCACGAUACCUCGAUCCACGAAGCAAUGUGCCCUUUGCUGACGUUGCUGCGUAUAGCACGCUCAGUAAAAUCCUUGCUCAUGAGUACGUGUGGUGUGAUCACCUUGGCUGCUACAUCCUGCAUGAGGAUGAGCAGUCUAAAUUAAAUGUGCUACUCAUUAUACGAAUGCAUGUCCGGUGUCACAGAUAUCGAAGCGAUCACAGAAUAGCGAAGACGGUGAAACGAGAAUAG